This is a messenger RNA of Lampris incognitus (smalleye Pacific opah), 3187 nucleotides long. It is a transcript of the gene p4hb, whose product is annotated as prolyl 4-hydroxylase, beta polypeptide. Bases 167 to 1696 code for a protein of 509 amino acids. The record is from RefSeq and is a predicted model, not a curated record. Gene Ontology annotation, biological process: response to endoplasmic reticulum stress; protein folding. NCBI's taxonomy places the organism in Eukaryota, Metazoa, Chordata, Actinopteri, Lampriformes, Lampridae. Gene Ontology annotation, cellular component: endoplasmic reticulum. Gene Ontology annotation, molecular function: protein disulfide isomerase activity. The transcript has 11 exons.
GGUUGCUGCGCGCAAUGCCACGUUAGUAGCGGUAGACACAAAACACAAGACGCCUUCCUUUCGCUGCCGAAAAUAAGGGGGACGCCGAGCAGAGAGGCCAGGUUUCCAGCGAGAGCAACGACCGCGCUUAUCAAUUCUUCGUUCGGGACUCCUUCUAACGGAGACCAUGCUGAAGUUUUUCGUCGUCUGCACGCUGGCCGUGGCCAGCAGGGCUGAGAUCGCGGAGGAGGAAGACGUCCUGGUGCUGAAGAAAAGUAACUUCGACGAGGCGCUGGCAGCCCACCCCAGUAUCCUGGUCGAGUUCUAUGCCCCGUGGUGUGGUCACUGUAAGGCACUGGCCCCUGAGUAUGCCAAGGCUGCUGGCAUGCUGAAGGCAGAGGGGUCUGAGAUCCGCCUGGCUAAGGUUGAUGCCACCGAGGAGACAGAACUAGCCCAGGAGUACGGCGUCCGGGGAUACCCCACCAUCAAGUUCUUUAAAGGGGGAGAAAAGGAAUCCCCUAAAGAGUACUCUGCUGGCAGGCAGGCAGAUGACUUCAUUAACUGGCUGAAAAAGCGCACAGGCCCAGCUGUUGCCACCCUAGCAGACGUCAGCCAGGCAGAAACGUUGAUUGCUGACAAUGAAGUUACGAUUAUUGGCUUCUUCAAGGAUGCCGGGUCUGAUGGUGCCAAGGCUUUCCAGAAAGCUGCUGAAGCUAUAGAUGACAUUCCCUUUGGCAUGACUUCGGAGGAUGCUGUAUACUCAAAGUUUGAGAUGGCCCAGGAUGGCGUUGUACUUUUCAAGAAGUUUGAUGAGGGCCGCAAUACCUUUGAUGGAGAGCUGACCAAAGCAAACCUCCUGGAUUUCAUCAAGGCCAACCAACUGCCGUUGGUCAUUGAGUUUACCGAGCAGACCGCCCCUAAAAUCUUCGGUGGAGAAAUCAAGUCCCACAUCCUUAUGUUUGUACCCAAGACUGCUUCAGACUUCCAGGACAAAAUGGACCAGUUCAAGAAGGCCGCAGAAGGCUUCAAGGGCCAGAUCCUCUUCAUCUUCAUUGAUAGCGACGUUGACGACAAUCAGCGUAUCCUGGAAUUUUUCGGCCUGAAAAAGGAGGAGUGUCCCGCCAUCCGUCUCAUCACUCUGGAGGAUGAGAUGACCAAGUACAAGCCCGAAAAGGACAUGAUCUCCGCUGAGAGCAUCACUCAGUUCUGCACGCUCUUCGUUGAGGGCAAACUCAAGCCCCACCUCAUGAGCCAGGACAUCCCUGAUGACUGGGACAAAAACCCUGUCAAGGUUCUCGUUGGCAAGAACUUCGAGGAGGUCGUCUUCGAUCCCGCCAAGAAUGUCUUUGUAGAAUUCUAUGCACCCUGGUGUGGACAUUGCAAGCAGCUGGCCCCCAUCUGGGACAAGCUGGGGGAGAAAUACAAAGACAGCGCUGACGUUGUAGUGGCUAAGAUGGACUCAACAGCCAAUGAGAUUGAGGCAGUAAAAGUCCACAGCUUCCCCACACUCAAGUUCUUCCCUGCAGGAGAGGAGCACAAGGUUAUCGACUACAAUGGUGAGAGAACACUGGAAGGCUUCACCAAGUUCCUGGAGAGUGGUGGCAAGGAGGGUGGUGCACCAGCAGGAGAGGAGACGGAUGACCUUGAUGAUAUUGACGAAGUGGAAGAGCCGGAUAGUGAGGACUCUGAUGGGGAGGAAGGACAUGACGAGUUGUAAUCGGUGUUAAGGAGGAAACGAGAUGAGCCCUGCCCCCAACCCCUCCUACCAGUAACCAUCACCAACUUCCCAUGGACCUUCCCUGUCCUGUGAACACUAAUUCUUCCCCUUAACUGCUUCUCAGUCAGCCAGCCAGCCUGUCAGUUCAUCAAUGGUGUGACGGGGACCUUUGGCCAGCCACCUCUUCAAGGCCCUAACUUCUGGCCAGGAUGGACAUGUCAUGCCCCGCCUGGGGGAACUCAGUGGAAUCGUGCACCACCUCUAUGGGAAACCUCAAUGCCUUCACCAAGUUCAGCAGUUUGCCUUGUAUAUUUUGAACCAAAUGUAUGGCAUUGAGAUAACCCAAUUUGCAAAAAUGUUUUCUUCUGCAAUUUUCUGGCCAAUCUGACCCCCCCAACCCCUCCAAAACUGCUAUUGUUUGGUAUGGGCUACCUUAUCGGUAUAAAACCUGUAUCUGUGGGUAAGGGGGGGGGCUGCCAAUGUUUUUAUCCCUACCCUGUGGUGGUUGAGGACUAAUCUCUCAGGUGACUUGGGGCCAUUCUAUAUAUAAAUAUUCUUAUUUUGUAAAAUCAAACCGAGUAAGUCCAGUUUAGCACAAAGUGCCCCCCCCCCGCGCUAACCUGCAAAACCUGUAGCUGAAACCAGUGUUUUUGGCUCUACUGUCAGUUCAUUGCCUUCAUUUCCGUUCCAACUUGUGUGUUUCUCACAGCUGCAUUUCCUCUUAUUUUCAGCACAGCUACUGACUUUUUUUUUUUUUAAGAUAAGGUAAACUUUUUCAGAGGGCAAAAAUCCUUAUUUAAUUUUCACAAGAUUUUUUUUUUUUUUAUCUGUAAUUGUUUUUGGGGUCUUUUAUUGUACCAUGUGCCCGGCUGUAGCCCCGUUGGCACCGCUGGGCCAGGGAUGGCCCUCGGGCACCGCUCUCAGACCGACCACGGGUGUUGCGGAGCCCGAGACGGUUCUCGAGUCGCGCCGCGUUCAUGCCAGUCAAGAGAUUCAACGUGGUUACUGAGGUAGGCAGAAGUCGUUACUUUAAAGGGAAGUGGUUUCUUUUUGUUAAUGGGGGGGGGGGGGGGGGGCAGGAUGGUCUGAGAGAGGUGCCCGGUAUGUCCGAAGAGGGGAGGGAAAUGUCUGAACAGCCCAGUCCCCUUACCCUACUGCCCCUAUCUGCUUUGCUCUACACAACAUGCCCAUCCCCACAAGUGUGUGUGUGUGUGAAAGAGAGAGAGUGUGAGAGAGACUUGAAUGAAAGUCCCCCAUGUGUGAUUCUAUAUUUUUUUUCCCCCCAGUGCCGGGUAAUGAAUGUACUGCUGUUUUUGUGUGUGUGUGUGUGUGUGUGUGUGGUAGGGAUGGUCAGGGUUGAGCAGAGCAGAGUAAUGUGGUUUAACAACUUUACAGGGGUGGGGGAGAAUUUUAUCAAAGCAUUCCAUCAUGUUCAAUUUGAUGUAGGAAAAAAAAAUGGCGGCCAAAAAUAAACAAAAUCUGUUUUGACAA